GAUCCCAAGGAUCCCAUUGCCAUCGAGAGGCUUAACCUGAUGAACAUGGCCAAGCUGAGCAUCAAGGGCUUGAUUGAGUCUGCACUGAACCUGGGUCGCACACUGGACUCAGACUAUGCCCCACUGCAGCAGUUUUUUGUCGUCAUGGAGCACUGUCUGAAACACGGACUUAAAAGUAAGAAGACGUUCCUUGGCCAGAAUAAGUCUUUUUGGGGUCCUCUGGAGCUUGUAGAAAAGUUGACUCCAGAAGCUGGUGAGAUCACAGCCAGCGUCAAAGACCUUCCUGGGCUCAAAACCCCAUUAGGAAGAGGCAGAGCAUGGCUUCGUCUGGCCUUAAUGCAAAAGAAGCUCUCAGACUACAUGAAGACCAUCAUCAACCAAAAAGACCUAUUAAGUGAAUUCUAUGAGCCCAAUGCUCUUAUGAUGGAGGAGGAAGGAGCUGUGAUCGCUGGGCUGUUGGUGGGCCUGAAUGUCAUUGAUGCUAACUUGUGUAUGAAAGGGGAAGAUUUAGACUCACAGGUUGGAGUCAUAGAUUUUUCCAUGUAUCUGAAAGAUGGCGCGCACAGCAGCAAAAGCACUGAAGGUGAUGGACAGAUUACAGCUAUUCUUGACCAGAAGAAUUACGUUGAGGAACUGAACAGACAUUUAAGUGCGUCAGUGAAUAACUUGCAAGCCAAAGUGGAUGCACUGGAAAAAUCCAACACAAAACUUACAGAGGAGCUUGCUGUGGCAAACAACAGGAUCAUCUCUCUGCAGGAGGAGCUGGAAAGGGUGAAGGAGGAAAGCUCUUACGUAGUGGAGUCUAGUCGCAAGGCAUCAAGGGCAGAUGGUACCGCAAACGGUCAAGUGCUUGGAGAAACUCGCAAACAGCUCAAAGAGGAAACUCAGCUCAGACUGGAUGUGGAGAAGGAGUUGGAGGUGCAGAUAGGGAUGAAGCAAGAGAUGGAGCUGUCCAUGAAGAUGCUAGAGAAGGACAUCUGUGAAAAACAUGAUGCUUUGGUGGAGCUCAGACAGCAGUUAAAUGAAAUGCGUACACUCAACCAUGAGCUCUCCAUUAAGUCACAUAGCUCAGAGGCCGGUGCAAAACAGAAAAGUGACAUCAUCAGCCGCUUGGAGGAGAAAACAAACCAGAUGGGGAGCAUUAUUAAACAGCUGGAGAGCAGAUGUAAGAAGGCGGAACGAGAGCGAGACCUGGCUGACGAGGCCAAUCGACUCUUCAAGCAGGAGUUUGGAGACAAGAUUGAGAGUCUGCAGGAAGAGGUGGAGCAGUUACGGAGACAGAGAUGGCUUUUGGAACAAGAGCUCAGGAAAUGGCGAGAGAAUCCUGGAGGCCACAUACCUGAAGCUCUGUUAGGAAAAACCCCACCUCAGAGAGACAUGGGACAGCAUGUGGAGGACAUCAGAAGGGAAUUAGAGUCUGUUAAAAAAGAAAAUGAUACAUUGCGUACUGCGCUUGAGGAAAAGUCAAGUCCGAGUUCCAGUUUGACGCUGUCACAUGAAGAUGAACGGGACCAGUCUCUUUGUAAAGACACUGACCCUACCAUCUGCCCAAUGUGUGAAAACCAAGACUCUCUGACUACACCCAAGAGGCAAUGUAAGAACUGCAGUGGUGUGUUCUGUGAGAACUGUAUGGCCAAUGAACUUCCUCUGCCCUCCUCCAUCAACCCUGAACACGUGUGUGACGUUUGCUACUCGCAGUUACUGCAGCAGUACGCAUCCUCCCCUUCCUGAGGGGGCACUCAUUUCUGAGCACAGAUUAUUCUGGCAGUAGUUGAAUGGGUAAUCCAUGACAAAUGACACAUCACAUUCUAAAUCAUCAAUCAGUACCAGGUAUCUCAGUUAAGCAACAUAUCAGUUAUUUUGUUUGCAUACAACAUUUGCCAAAAAGGGAUUCUUUUUUACAAGCUCUUGUGGGAAAUGCUUUAAAGAUUUUCAUGAUUUCAUAUAAUUCUUGAGGAUGAGUGAAGCUGUCCACCAAGUGGAUGUAUGUGGUUCUAGUACUUG
Molecule: messenger RNA, 2004 nt
Organism: Sinocyclocheilus grahami
Lineage: Eukaryota; Metazoa; Chordata; Actinopteri; Cypriniformes; Cyprinidae
Product: protein RUFY3-like
Exons: 17
Coding region: 40-1731 (563 amino acids)
Biological process (GO): regulation of axonogenesis
Cellular component (GO): cytoplasm
Molecular function (GO): metal ion binding
Source: RefSeq, a predicted model, not a curated record